UAGUCUAUGUAGAGGAGCCGUUUUAAGCAUUUUUUUUAGUGAAAAAAAGGAGGAGCCGUUUUGAAGAAGCCCUACAUGGCUUCUCCAAAAUGCCUCGGUCUCACCCAAACACACAUACCGUGUCUAGGAAAAAUGUGAAAAUUGUCUCGUUUUUUCCCCCCUCCGCUUUAUCCCCUGCCAUACCGUGUCUAGGAAGGUUGAGAGACAAACGGCGACCAUGGUUGUGGUGGACGCGCUCCACGGGGAUUCGGCGACCGCCGCCGCGGACGAGCUAUUCGGCUCUGAAGGUGAAGGCGAGCGGCUGCGGCAGCGAUGACGAGGAGGAGCUGGAGUGGCUGUCGAACAAGGAUGCGUUCCCGACGGUGGAGACGAUGGAUUCGGCGGGGGCGCGACCGCGACCGCGCAAGAAAGGCGUGCGGCAAUCCCGGGCGGUGGUGGCGUGGAGCGCGGCGGCGAGGCGGCAGUGCCGGCACUGCGGGACAAAGUCGACGCCGCAGUGGCGCGAGGGCCCGAUGGGGCGCCGCACGCUUUGCAACGCGUGCGGAAUAAAGUACAGGGCCGGCCGCCUGCUGCCGGAGUACCGGCCGGCGAAAAGCCCCACUUUCUCCUCGGAGCUGCACUCCAACCGUCAUGACCGCAUCGUCGAGCUGCGCCGCCUCAGAGGGGAGACGGUCCAGACCUCCCUUGCCGCCGCCGGCUACGGCAAGGAGGGGGGACAAGAGCUGGAACGGCUGUCCAACAAGUCCGUGUUCCUGGCGGUGGACACGAUGGCGCCGGCGGGGCAACGGCCGCGGACGAAGGGCUUGCAGCGGCCACGGAGGGUGCUGGCGUGGAGCCCGCCGCCACCGCCUCGGACUCCGGUGCAAGGACGCGUUCCCGGCGGCGGUGGCGCGGACGGAGGGCGUGCGGCGGCUCCGGCGGGUGGAGGCGUGGAAGCCAUCGCGCCGUGGGCUCUGGCAGUGGCGGGACCGCGGCGGAGUCAGGGAGGAAGAGACGGAAUGGCUAUCGAACAACGACGCGUUCCCGGCGGUGGUGACGAUGGCGUGGGCGGCGAUGCGGCCACGGACGAAGGGCGUGCGGUGGGGCAGCGGUUGAAUCAGCCAGGCCCAGGAGGAGGUGAAAUGGCUCUCGACCAAGGACUUCGCGUCCCCUUCGUUGGCGACAAUUGCACGGCCGGCGGCGGGGCCGCGGACAAAGGUCGUCCUGCGGCUGCGGCAGCCCCAUCUGGUGGUGGCGUGGAUCACGCCGCACGCGCCGCCGCGCUUCAGACUCCGGCAUCGGCGGUGGCGCAACGGUGGUGCCAGCACUGUGGGACGGAGAAGACGCCGCGGUGGCGCGAGGGGCCCGAUGGGAGGCGCACGCUGUGCAACGCAUGUGGCCAGCGGUACAAGAAAGGUGGUCUGGUGCCAGAGUACCGGCCGGCGAGCAGCCCGACCUUCUCCCCGACGCGGCACUCCAACCACCGCCGCAUCCUGCAGCAGCUAAGGGCGUCCCCCGUCGUCACCACUGCCACCGCCGCCGUCUUUGAUGCGGGCGACAAGUGAAGGAGGAUCAAGUACUCUGGUCAAUUUUGCUUGAUUGAUUAAUCUGACCUUUUGCUCACGGGUAGUAGUGCUUAACAGCCAUUAAUGGUUAUGAUUAGAAAGAGGAAGGAUGCAGCAACCGUACUGAGGAUGCACAAUUAAUCAAAGAGAAAAGAGAGAAGGGGAGGUGUCUCGUUGUUCUUUUGCAUUUCUUGUUGGUUAUAUAUUCCAACAAGACGGUACAACAGUACAACGAAUGUUCAUCAUCACCGAUUCACCGUUAUGGAUUUGCAAGUAGUAAUAGGGUGUUAUGGUUUGAGGAAUGGGGUUAUGGAAGUGAUUGUUUUGUUUGCAAACUUCUCUUCUCAUCAGUCCUUAAUUCCUUA
Sorghum bicolor (sorghum) is the source of this 1909-nucleotide messenger RNA. RefSeq names its product translation initiation factor IF-2. The transcript has 2 exons. The coding region runs from base 90 to 1544 and encodes 484 amino acids. Lineage: Eukaryota; Viridiplantae; Streptophyta; Magnoliopsida; Poales; Poaceae. The record is from RefSeq and is a predicted model, not a curated record. Gene Ontology annotation, molecular function: sequence-specific DNA binding; zinc ion binding. Gene Ontology annotation, biological process: regulation of DNA-templated transcription.